AAUCCAUUACCAUGUACAAGCAGUAACCAAUAGAAAAGGAAGAAGAAGAUCCAAGGAGGCUGAGGUAAGCAGUCUUCUGAAGCCCUGUCAAAGUGGAAACAAUAGAUCAAAGGUGUUCAUAGUGAAUGGUACGAGUAGGUUUCACUGUUUCUCACAGCAGGCUUGACAGCUUAAAGUAAAAACAAAUUAUUUUCGUCAAAGAUUUUUUUUUUUCUCUUAAGUGAUUUUUAGCAAACUUCAGACUCAGACACAGGACUCAACGGUGUAUUCCUGGAAGGCAAGGUGCUAUAAUGGCAGGCACAAUCUGUUUCAUCUUGUGGGUGUUAUUCAUAACAGACACUGUGUGGACUAGAAGUGUGAGGCAGGUCUAUGAAGUACACGAUUCAGAUGAUUGGACUAUUCAUGACUUCGAGUGUCCCGUGGAAUGUUUCUGCCCACCCAGUUUUCCUACUGCUUUAUAUUGUGAAAAUAGAGGCCUCAAAGAAAUUCCUGCUAUUCCUUCAAGAAUUUGGUAUCUUUAUCUUCAAAACAACCUGAUAGAAACCAUUCCUGAAAAGCCAUUUGAGAAUGCCACCCAGUUAAGAUGGAUAAAUCUAAACAAGAACAAAAUAACCAACUAUGGAAUUGAAAAAGGAGCCCUAAGCCAGCUAAAGAAGUUGCUCUUCCUAUUUCUGGAAGAUAAUGAGCUAGAGGAGGUACCUUCUCCAUUGCCAAGAAGUUUAGAACAAUUACAAUUAGCUAGAAAUAAGGUGUCCAGAAUUCCUCAAGGGACUUUCAGCAAUCUGGAGAACCUGACCCUUCUUGACCUACAGAACAAUAAAUUAGUGGACAAUGCCUUUCAAAGAGACACUUUUAAAGGACUCAAGAACCUCAUGCAGCUAAACAUGGCCAAGAAUGCCCUGAGGAAUAUGCCUCCAAGAUUACCAGCCAAUACAAUGCAAUUGUUUUUAGACAACAAUUCCAUUGAAGGAAUACCAGAAAAUUAUUUUAAUGUGAUUCCUAAAGUGGCCUUUUUGAGACUAAAUCACAACAAAUUAUCAGAUGAGGGUCUCCCAUCAAGAGGAUUUGAUGUAUCAUCAAUUCUAGAUCUUCAGCUGUCACACAAUCAACUCACAAAGGUUCCCCGAAUCAGUGCUCAUCUGCAGCACCUUCACCUUGAUCAUAACAAAAUUAAAAGUGUGAAUGUCUCUGUAAUAUGUCCCAGCCCAUCCACACUGCCUGCAGAACGAGAUUCCUUCAGUUAUGGACCUCAUCUUCGCUACCUCCGUCUGGAUGGAAACGAAAUCAAACCACCAGUCCCAAUGGCUUUAAUGACCUGCUUCAGACUUCUGCAGGCUGUCAUUAUUUAAACACAUUCUCACCAAAUCUAAGAUUAGUUUAAUAAGCUAAUGUUUCUGACAUGAAAUGUGGUUACCAUUAAUAGGCUUAGGACACAAGUCAUAUUCCCCAUUGCUCUCGGCCACCAUUUUCAUUUGUGCAGUGUAUUUUUUUCUAUUCAAAGAUGCUUUUGCCAGUUACAUGCAGCACAGUCUGCAUUAAUUUGCUUUUCUUUUAAUUAAUAAAACAGACACAGAGUUAAGAUAGCUUAUCAACUCAAAGAUAGUUUUAUUUUGGUAUCUUCCAUAGCUUAUUAACACUAAAUAACACAAUUAUAUUCUUAUAUAAUAAAAAGAACAUAUUUGUGUAUCUUUAAAAUUACUUAUGCAGAUACCAUAAUUUACAGUAUAAAUGUAAUAAUCAAACAGGAGGAGAAUGACCUGAAGAAAAUGAGAAAAUAAGAUAUUUCUUAAUUGUAAUCAUAAUAAAAUAAUUGCAGAUUGCUCAGUAACUUUCAGCAGUACAAGUUUGAUAUUUAGCUUGAGGAUGGGUAUGGAAUGAAUCAAAUACUUAAUCACUAAAUAAUUCUUGUUAUUUAAUAUCAAAUAAUGAAACAGUAAUCAUUUCUAGUUCAUUACCAUUUCUUGUAGCUGUUGUUUUUA
This is a messenger RNA of Chlorocebus sabaeus (green monkey), 1979 nucleotides long. It is a transcript of the gene KERA, whose product is annotated as keratocan. The record is from RefSeq and is a predicted model, not a curated record. Gene Ontology annotation, molecular function: protein binding. NCBI's taxonomy places the organism in Eukaryota, Metazoa, Chordata, Mammalia, Primates, Cercopithecidae.